Molecule: messenger RNA, 3511 nt
Organism: Gadus morhua (Atlantic cod)
Lineage: Eukaryota; Metazoa; Chordata; Actinopteri; Gadiformes; Gadidae
Gene: oma1
Product: OMA1 zinc metallopeptidase
Exons: 9
Coding region: 573-2072 (499 amino acids)
Biological process (GO): protein quality control for misfolded or incompletely synthesized proteins; mitochondrial protein processing
Cellular component (GO): mitochondrial inner membrane
Molecular function (GO): metalloendopeptidase activity
Source: RefSeq, a predicted model, not a curated record
UUCGAAGGGAAGCACCUUCUCAUCUCGCCUUGAACCGAUGACGUUCCCAACAAAGGGGAAAGUUUGCAUAAAGGUUAGGAGAUUUGAUUUUCCGAAUGGCCAGUUUGAAAAGUUGACUUUGGUACCGGAACUCUUCUGUAUCUUCGCGUUUCCGGGGAAAGAUAAUUUAGGACACACAUCGCCGAGACGCCUGCUUUGUUUUGACCUAUGAUGUUGACGAGAAGUUCCAUACAGAACUUGUUAAGCCAGCUUGAUGCACCGGUUUUAAUUCUUUAGGACAGAGUCCACAAGGUCUCCCAGCAUUUUCUUAAACAUGGUCCUCCAUUAAAUGUAUAAUUUCCGCGUCGUUGGACAAGGGUAUCAUGGAGAUGUAUAUACAUGAGUAAGCUUGGCGGAAUGAUGACAUUGGAAUAAUAAAUUAUUUAAAUCCGUAGAAACAACGUUCUUAUGUAUUUAAUUGAUGCAUACCUUAAGACGCUUUCACUUCGAGUAUUCCAGGAAGUACACCAUAACUUUGAAGCCUACUUGAAAUCGGACAACUGCUGUUAAUAGUGUGGUUAGUUAGGGGGACGAUGGCAUUAUUUUGUUUGCGUCUGAACAGAAGCAGCUACUUCUACCCGCUGUCUGCACACCUGACAUCUUGCUUUCAAGUCUACAAACAAGGGGGGCAUGCUUGGAAAACUCGACCAUUCUUGUCAUCGGCACAACUCUCCACGAAAGACCGCUUUCAAAGAGCUACAAACACAGCUAUACUUCCCCUCAGAACUGCAAUAUUUGCGAGAACGUUUUUACCUCGCGACAAGACCGCGUUUUUGCAGGCAUGGAGGCAAGCUAAGGGCGUCGCUGUACGUACUCUGUGGGGGCAUCAUAUCCACACCUCCAGACCGUUGAGGGCUCUGCCUGCUCCUCUCAUAUGGUUACUGCUCAAACCUCUGCAGAAGCUCCUGGCGGUCAUACUUGGAAGGAGCAUCAGGAAGUGGUGGGUGGCCCUGCCUCCCAACCGCCGGCAGCUGGCACGUGAGGCAGCCUGGCGUAACCGCUGGGUACUGACAGCGGCUGCUGCAAUCAUUAUGGUGAUUGCUGCGCUCUUCCUCCUGACCCACUUGGACGAGUCCCCCUUGACGGGGCGAACGCGCCUCCUGGUGUUCAGCAGGGAGAACUACAUGGAGUUGGCUGCAGUAAUGACGGAGGACUACUUGGAGAAGUUUGCGGAGCAGCUGGUCCCUGGAGACGAUCCAAGUCAUCGCUUGGUGGAGCGGGUGGUCCAGCACCUGGCCGAUAGGAACAAGGAUGUUCCCGAGGUGUCCUCCAUCCCCUGGAGCGUCCACGUCGUCAAAGACCCCACAGUCAACGCCUUUGUCCUCCCUAAUGGCAAAGUGUUCAUGUUUACUGGAAUGCUUGAAAUGGUGGCAGAUAUUCACCAGCUCUCCUUUGUCCUCGGACACGAGAUGGCCCACGCCAUCCUGGGCCACUCCGCGGAGCAGGCCAGCCUGUCCCACGUUGUGGACUUGCUGUCUCUUAUCCUGCUGACCGCCAUCUGGGCCUUAUGUCCCCGGGACAGUCUUGCCGUGUUUGGACACUGGAUCCAGGGCAAACUUAUACAGCUGAUGUUCAGCCGUCCGUACAGCAGGAAACUGGAGGCCGAGGCUGACAAAGUUGGAAUGCAGCUGGCAGCUAAGGCGUGCGCGGACGUGCGCGCUGCCCCGGUGUUUUGGCAGCAAAUGGAGAUCACAGAUCAGCUCAGGGCAGUGCCAGCUGUCCCAGAGUGGCUGUCCACACAUCCCUCACACAGGAACCGAGUUACACAGAUGGACCGCUUUGUGCCUCAGCCCCUCUGCCUGAUGCCGUGUGUCAAGUGCUCCGCUGAAGAGCUGAGUUUAAAAGGCUCUGGAGCUAAGAGAUUGUUGCGAGUGUCCGGCCCUCCCGUCCGCAGACCCCCGCGUUGUCUUCUCCAAGAGCGUCCGGACACUGCUGGACAAGGCCAAGGUCAAAGGGCGGGGGAGCCAGAGCUCAAACUCACCACCACAGCCCCAAUGACAUCCGCACCCCCAGGAUGCAACAAGUACCCCUGACUGCAGCCCGCAGACAGAGCCCACAUGGAGGGGGCGGGCACUCCGCCCACAUGGAGGGGGCGGGCACUCAGUCCACAUGGAGGGGGCGGGCACUCAGUCCACAGCGAGGGGGCGGGCACUCCGACCACAUUGACGAUUGAGCAGAUUUCCUCUGCUCUUGUUAAUGCAAGAGUAAACGGUAAUACUAUGUUAAGCUAGCGGGAGCCCAUGCUGUUAAUUAAAUUAUACAAACAGAUGGUACGGGAGUAUUGUGACUGGGUAUCUUUCUUGCUGCGUACCAUGGAACUAUUAUAAAGUUAAGCAUAGCCUAAACGACUUGCAAAUACAUUUUCUCUUGUUCAUUUUUUUUUCGCUUAGCUGUUCCACUCAUGGACCUAUUAAGGUUCCACUUAGAGUUCACGUUACAACCGUUUGCCGUUGCUCCAUGUUUAAAUCACAUUGCCUUGUUCGUGACCCGUCUCAAAUUCACUAACUGAAAUAGUGCCCCCUAGUGAUCUUUUUUUUUUUUACUCAGUAUUAAUAGGCCUACUAUUGCAGUUUUCGCUUGAAUUUUUGUAUUUCUCUACUGAUUGCUUUGACAAUGCAACAUUAAAAGUUACUAACAGCGACUUCACACAGAAGCUCUGGCUUAGUGCCGCCCUUGGGCCCCUGGGAGUGUGCCCGGUGUGCCCGUGCGGUAAUCCACCCUUGCCUGUAAACAAUGCAACGUGUCCGAACUCCUGUACCCGUCUGUCUGUGAGAGUUACAGGCCCAGUAAGAGCCAAAAUAAGAUUUGGGGAACUAUGAAGACUGGAACCCAAAGGUAUGACCUUAACAGAUGUAAUGUGAGGAAUAACGAAGUGACCACAUCUAAGGGCAAAAAAUGUACCUCAAUAGACAUAAUGAAAAGCUACAUGUGUGAAGCACAUUAAGUUACACCAAUCACAGGAGCACUAACAACAGUCUUUUUAUUCAACAAAACAAUUAAAAAAUAACAACUACAAAAAAUAGAUUGUAAACUAUAAACAUAAAAGAUAAAUCAAUAAAGAGUAGAACAAACAAAGUCUCAACGGGGGGGGGGGGGGGAAACACACUGACGCCUUCCUCAGUGAGGUGGACGCCACUAUUGCUUCACGCUCUGUCGCCCGACAAUCGCCGCCAUAGCUGCCAAGCGCCGCCAUUAUGCUGCAUCAUCAGACUACAUUGGAGUCGUGUGGCGCAGGCGUCACGGGGAGGGGGAGAGGUGUUUGACUCAAAAGAGGCAAACUCCUUCAGGUUUCUCCUGUCCAUCAUCUCCACACAGAACAGUUCAUAGUCAGUAUUUAAUAGGGCUGGGAAUCGAUCCGAAUUUCCUGGAUCGAUCCGAUUCCGAUUCAUAAGGUCACGAUCCGAUUCGAUUUGAUAUCGAUCUAUUUACAGACAUAAUGCAAAUAAAUACUGUCGCAUAGACAAAAAAGCUC